This is a messenger RNA of Triticum aestivum (bread wheat), 549 nucleotides long. Its product is annotated as molybdopterin synthase sulfur carrier subunit. Bases 123 to 431 code for a protein of 102 amino acids. Lineage: Eukaryota; Viridiplantae; Streptophyta; Magnoliopsida; Poales; Poaceae. The transcript has a single exon. The record is from RefSeq and is a predicted model, not a curated record. Gene Ontology annotation, cellular component: cytosol; molybdopterin adenylyltransferase complex. Gene Ontology annotation, biological process: Mo-molybdopterin cofactor biosynthetic process.
AGCAAUCAGAAGUGCGAGGGGUAUUUUGGUCAGUGCAACCACUUGGUUGGCUCCUUCCCCCGCCUCCGUCGUGGUCAUAUCCCGUAGUCGUACCCCAGAGUCCAGAAAAAUACGGUCUCCUCAUGCUUCCGGACGCUGCUCCCGGGGACGACCCCGCGGCCGGAUCAGCGGAGGCGGCGGAGAAGGUGAGGGUGAAGGUGCUGUUCUUCGCCCGCGCGCGGGAUCUGACGGGCGUCGCGGAGGCCUCCGUGGAGGUGCCCUCCGGGAGCACCGCGGGGGAGUGCCUCGGCCGGGUGCUGGCCUCGUUCCCCAAGCUGGACGAGAUCCGCCGCUCCAUGGUGCUCGCGCUCAACGAGGAGUACGCGCCCGAGUCCGCCCCCGUCGCCGACGGGGACGAGCUCGCCAUCAUCCCGCCAAUCAGCGGCGGCUGACUGAAAAUGAAGAAAAAGAAAGAAAGAAAGGUCGUCUUCUUUCUUCAAUACUUGUCUUUGCUUCCUGAUCAAUGUGCACGCUGAAUAAUACUAGUAAUAAAGUUGCGAUGUUCGCUGA